Molecule: messenger RNA, 207 nt
Organism: Prunus armeniaca (apricot)
Lineage: Eukaryota; Viridiplantae; Streptophyta; Magnoliopsida; Rosales; Rosaceae
Source: the annotation of a GenBank genome assembly
AUGGCUAGCAACUCUGAGAAGGUGAGCUACCACGCUGGUGAGGCCAAGGGCCAAGCUGAGGAGAAGGCGAGUGGGUUGAUGGGUAUGGCAAACAAUGCAGCCCAAUCUACCAAGGAAACAGUGCAAGCGGCAGGCCAGAAUGUGCAGGCCGCGGCUGUAGGAGCUGUAGAUGCAGUCAAGAAUGCCACUGGCAUGAACAAAAAAUGA